Homarus americanus (American lobster) is the source of this 3232-nucleotide messenger RNA. It is a transcript of the gene tank, whose product is annotated as etoposide-induced protein 2.4 homolog. Gene Ontology annotation, biological process: macroautophagy. NCBI's taxonomy places the organism in Eukaryota, Metazoa, Arthropoda, Malacostraca, Decapoda, Nephropidae. The transcript is spliced from 8 exons. Gene Ontology annotation, cellular component: endoplasmic reticulum. The record is from RefSeq and is a predicted model, not a curated record. The coding region runs from base 134 to 1207 and encodes 357 amino acids.
CCCAAGCGGUUCAGAUCACACUUCCGGCAGCAUUCACUCCCUUAUAACGGCUUAAUGAGGCUAUUAACCCCCUUAACAACCAUAAUACACAAGAGAGCAUCAUCUGUUGAUCGCAUCACUUAUAGUAUGUGAAAUGGAUUCACUGAAGUUAAUGGUGUACGGGUUUUUACGAGGGGUAAGAGACAGCUUUGCCGGGUUCGUGCUCAUCUUCAGGUACGAUGCGGACGCGCCGAAGAAGCCCCGUGCCUCCCCCGUACAGGAGACCAACCUGGCUAAGCGACGAGCGGCCCAGCAAGCCGAGAAGAAGCAGAAACAAGCGUCACAAAAAGAGUUAGUGAGCCUGUGGACGAUCCUACGAGAUCCCUAUGUGCAUGUCAAGGACCACUCUCGCGAGACCAAAGUGACGCACCGCAUCCUACAAUGUUGCGUCCUGAACGGCGCCGUGUUUGGCCUCAGUCUGGUCAUCUUCAACUACAUCCUGUUGCCGGGGCUUAAACAGGUACUUGGACUGUUCCUGGACGAGGGUGCCGGGGCGGUGUGGCAGUACGUGCGGCCGACACUCACCGCCGUCUUCAACAUGCUCUGGGUUCUGCCGCUGUUCGUCCUCUCCAGAAUCAUCAACACAAUAUGGUUCCAGGACAUUGCUGACAGCGCGUACCGUCAGCGCCAGGGACGACCGCAGCUCAUCAGUAGCAUCAGCAAACUUGUGGCUGACGUUCUGAUCUCCAUCUUUAUCCAACUUCUCUUCCUCAUUCAAGCCAACUUGGUGAUGCUGCUGCCUCUGGUGGGCAUAGGGGUGAUACUGAGUGGUGUGCACAUGUGUAUGCUUAAUGCUCUCUAUGCCUUCGAGUACAGAUGGUUCAAUAUGGGCUGGGAGCUAUACAAGAGACUCAGCUUCAUCGAGGAGAACUGGCCGUACUUUAUGGGUUUUGGCCUUCCUCUGGCCAUCAUCACAAUGUACCCGUCAUCAGUAUACACCAGCGGGUGUUUGUUUGCGUUGUUAUUUCCCGUCUUCAUCAUCAGUGCCAACGAGGCUGACCCAGUGCUCAACCCCAAUGGUUACCAGAUGCAGUUGUUCUCUGUUGUUGUCGGUGUGUCCAACCGCAUCAUCCAGACUCUAGUCACAAGACGUCCUCCACAGACCCCCGGCAAGACUCCCCAGCCAUCACCGUACCACUCGGCCGCCACUCGUCCCGCCAGACACUAGGGACGAUGCUUCUGUCUAUCUAGCUCCUCUCACCGGACGUCAGAGAGAGUGUGUUAGAGUGCGUUAUGUUCCCUGGUUUACUCUCGCACACCCUAAGAGGCAUCCCACCCACCUUAGGGACAGUAUUACACACUCACCUAGUACAGUAGUCAUCCCACCAGAGUUUUGGAACAAGAUAUUAUUUCUCGGUUUCCUGGCUGGCAGUGGUUCUAUAUUAGGUAUUUGGAACAAUAAUUUGUACUGCCUGUUAGUUGUCAGGCCAGAUAUUAAGGAAUAAAUACUCCACUCUGUAUUAUGACACUUGUCCAGCCGUCGUCCCACCAGGCGAUGGGUGAAAAUGACUUAUAUCCCCUGACACUUGGCCAGCAAUCACGUGGGACAAAUACGCACCCUUUAGCUGAUAACUCCCUGAUGCUGAGGACAUGGUUUAAUACAGUCUCAGAAUCAAGAACACAGUGUGAACAGUUCAAUCAGUCGCAGAAUCAAGGACAGAGUGAACAGUUCAAUCAGUCUCAGAAUCAAGAACAGAAUGUGAAUGGUUCAAUCAGUCGCAGAAUCAAGGACAGAGUGAACAGUUCAAUCAGUCGCAGAAUCAAGGACAGAGUGAACAGUUCAGUCAGUCGCAGAAUCAAGAACAGAAAGUGAACGGCUCAAUUAGUCUCAGAAUCAAGGACAGAGUGAACGCUUCAAUCAGUUUGAGAAUUAAGAACAGAGUGUGAGCAGUUCAUUCAGUCGCAGAAUCAAGAACAGAGUGAACAGUUCAACCAAUCUCCGAAGCAAGGACAGAGUGUGAACAGUUCAAUCUAUCUGAGAAUCAAGGACAGAGUGAAUGUUUCAAUGUUUCAGAAUCAAGGACAGAGCGUGGACGUACAGUAUCAAUCGGCUACAGCAUUGGUGUACGAAAAACUACCAUUAGAAAUAACACGUGAGAAAUUCAAUCGUACUUAAGUUGUCUAUGAGCAACAAGACUCAGAACACAGGAAAGAUAAUUUAUGUGAAGAUGAACGAUAAAAGAGUUAAAAGUGGUAAUUUACCUUCAUGGGAUCAAAAUAACGAAUGCGUGUAAUGUGAAGCUUUACGAGGAUAUCGAACAAAGUGGCGGAUGUCUCGAACGUACAGUGACGCGACGCAGAGACACAAAUCCUCUCUCUCUGCGUCAAAUAGUGCUCGUGUGAGGAAAACUUUGCGGAAACAUCGAAUCACAAGAGAGAGAGAAAAUGUAAACUAAUUUAUAUUUUAUUAUAUGAUAAACAAUACACCGAGUGAUUUUAUUAAUUUAGUAUGUUACCCUGGUUGAGAUCCGUACCUGUAAAGACAUAGUGCAUGAGAUAGUGACGUAUUAAGUCAUUUACAAGACAAACUUUUGUAAUCAAGAUGGUCAGUGUUGGAGAAGUAAUACAAAGAGCAACACUAAUCAUGUGUGUUCUGUAGAGUAUACAAGAUGAACCUGAUAUAACGUGUUCUUAACAAGUCUGGGAUGAACCUGUAGAUGUUGUCUGAACAAUGAAAUGGCUUAGGCCUCUUUCACACUGGGGGGGGGGGGGCACAUUAGAAAUAAAUGGAAGUUUAUGGGUUUCUGAGUGAAAAAGGUUCCAUUGAAGUCUCCAUUGAUAUUAAGUCAUGCAAUAUGUGGUCACUCGACUUAAAAAUUAAUGAAGUGGAAUGGACAUCUCAUGUAAUGUCUUGCUGAACUCCAUUGAUUUCCAUGUCAGGCAACAAACAAAGAAACGCUCGUGUGAAAGAGGCCGUGGUGUUGCAUUUUGUUGAACGUCUUUUUAACAUUGACCAUUUUGUCACUUUAGAAUGUUGUUAUAUUUUUGGGAUGGAUUUUCUUGUACAAACUCAUUUAUUUUAUCACAAUCACAUUCAGCGUACUGUGUGGACGUGGAGCUGCUACCUGGGCCAUUAUUACUUGUUCACAUCCAGCGAACUGUGUGGCCGUGGAGCUGCUUCCCGCACCAUUAUUACUUGUAGAUCAAUUCUAGGGUAAUUUUUUUAUAGAUAUAUAUUAAAUAAAUGAAUCUU